UUUUGGUAUUUAUUCAUUUGCGGUCGCCAUCUUGUAAAUUCGAAAGGUGAAGAACAUCUGCCGACUGUCUGCCGAAUGGAAAUAGGGAUUGGAGCCGCAAAAUCUUCGCCGAAUUUGCCUUCCAGUUGCUUCCAGCUUUCACCUUCGUGAGGACAUUUGGAUGGAUCCAAGAAGCACCUGGUACCAGCCCGAGCAACUUGGACCCGCAACGGAACUUUGGACGAACAUUUUCAACAGCGCUACCCGGAGUCUUCGGGACCUUCAAAUGGGCGACGGCAAAUCGGCCAAUGGCGAUGGGAAUGUGCACGAUAACGAUGCCAGAACUCGUACCCUCCCCUCUCGGGACACCCAGGAUUUUAUCCCUUUGCACGGGGACUCCGGGGUCGAUUUGGCCACGAAACGUUCAGCCGUGAAUCACGGCUACCACAACGGGGAAAGGACUAACGUGAGCAGCAAUAAUUUGUUCAACAAGCGGCGGAAAGACAAUCUAGCCAGCACCUACGACUGGAACAGUUCGGGCAAGGUUCGAGACGGCGGAACGCCGUGGUGGUCAAGGCGAAAUGUUGGCAAUCAACUCGGGUCACCGUACCCGGACUUGACUAACCACAAUGUCGGACUUGGACUGAGUCGUGAGAUUCACGAUUUCUACUUGUUCAUGUUACCCCGCGCCGAGGAGCAUCUCAUGCGAAGAGAAGUGGUGCAGAGAAUAGAAGGCAUCGUCAAGAACAUCUGGCCAGAGGCUCGGGUGGAAAUCUAUGGCAGCUACCGGACAAUGCUGUAUCUUCCCACCAGUGAUAUCGACCUGGUCGUGUUUGGGGACCUAGGGGAUUGCCCCUACUUCAGGAUCGGCAACGAGCUCGAGAAGAGCCACAUUGCCGAGAUGGGCUCCAUCAAAGUGUUGGACAAAGCGUCGGUACCCAUCGUGAAGCUGACGGACGACCUGACCAAGGUCAAAGUGGACAUCAGCUUCAACAUGCGGUCGGGCAUCGCCUGCGCCAAGCUGAUCGAGGACUUCAUCCGUCAGUAUCCGCGCCUGCCGUACCUGGUCUUUGUCCUGAAGCAGUUCCUGCUCCAGCGAGAUCUGAACGAGGUCUGGACUGGUGGCAUCAGCUCCUACAGCCUGAUCCUCUUGGCAGUCAGCUUCCUCCAGAUGCACGUGCAGCCAGAGCCGAUCAACCUCGGAGUGCAGCUCAUCGAGUUCUUCGAGCUGUACGGCGUCAACUUCAACUACUUCAAGACGGGGAUCAGCGUGAUGGAUGGCGGUUGCUACUUCUCCAAGGACGAUGCUCGAGGCAAGAUGACCCAGGGCUACGGGACCUCCUUGCUCUGCAUUGAGGAUCCAUUGAAUCCCGGGGCUGACAUUUGCAAGAACUCGUACGGUUUCCUGGAGGUCCGCAAGGCCUUUGGCUAUGCAUACAGUGUCUUGAAGCAAGGCUUGUUGAAUCAACUAGACCAGGAGGAAUGUAUGAACAGCAUCCUUGGUCGUAUCGUCCGCAUCACUGACGACGUCAUCGAGUACCGGCAUUGGAUCCACAGAAACUGGGCCCACAAGGUCCCCCAGCCCAUGCUGUACCCGGGCAGCUACAUCACCCAUCACUUGCCCCCUCCCCCGAGCAUGGUAUCCUCGUCCAGGUACUGGGGCGGCAGUACCGCCCCCCUUCCCCUGAUGAACACCACCCUGGACAACGGUACCGUGGACAAUGCUGUGGACGAAACGGGUGGGGAAACCGCUGAGGAUACCAGUAACGCCAACACCGAGGUGGGGCUGAUCGGGCACGGUGGUACCGAGUCGGAGUUGAAUUCUCUUCAGUCAUCCAUGUCAACGCCGGAUGCUUUGUCAAGUGCUAGUGAUACAGAUUCUGACCUGUCAUCACAAGUGUCUGGUUCUUCCAAGGAAAGCAGAGACAACAGUCCAGACCUGCGCAAGCCAGUGGACUCACUUCCAGUUCUUCCAACGUCAGAGGAAGCUCCCCCAACACCGCAGCAACACAGUGAAGACGGCGUCAAGAAGGCAGACAAGUCCAAUCCGGCGAAGGAAAAGGACAGCAGAACAGUCAAGACAGAACCUGUUGCUGUCUCGAACCAGCCUGCGGCUGAAUCAAAGCCACAAAAGGAGGAAGCUCCGUCUAAGAUCUCGGUGUCUAAGGAGAAGGUGGCUGCCAAGGAUGACACAAGCAAGCAGUCACCGACGACGCAGCAACAAUCACACCGGACUACCCCCAAUAUGGUCACAUCAAGGACGUACCGUAACAGUAACCACCAGCCCAGCUAUCAACAAGGUAGUAAAUACCGCAGUAGUAGUGCUGGUGGAAGCAGUAAUAAUACCCACGGUGGCAGCGGCGGGAUUCACGGUGGCAGCGGUGGGAUCCACUCUGGGAGCAUGCAUCAAACCAAUGGCACCAGUAGCAACAGCAACAACAACCGCGGCAGCAACAACAACAACAACGUCAAAAGUAAGAAAUUCAAGCACAAGACCCGGCGCGAUGCCAACUCCAAUUCCGUGCGUUGACGGGUUGGAUGUGAUUGCACACUUCACUUUCAAGAGGAUUUGAUGUUCAAGACCGGAAGAGAAAGAUCUCAAUCAAGCUUGAGGGAAUACACACUAGACAAGCCAAGACCCUGCAUUGCUAAUAUCGCUGCCUUCCUCAGCCGUGGCAGGAACGGCGCCUGAUGAUUUUACUGCAGCAGGUGUAUCAAUAAAAGGUCCUCUUGGUAAACUUGGUGAGACCAAAAUUGCUUAGGCGAAAAAAUCAAAAAGAUUUCUUUUGUCGUGUAAACUUGUUGGGAUUCCUGUAGAAACGUUUUUCAAAUGGUUUCCCCGGAAGCUCUUUGAGUUGCCUGUUAAUUGAAAUAACCAUGAAAGCCACAUCACCGCCUUAAUGUACAUUUUUAUUACUAUAACCAUUUUAUUCUCUUGUCUAUAGACAUCUCAACGCCCGUACUGGAACAACUUCCAACGAAACGACAACUAGACAAAAACCGUAUCAGACUGUAUAUUUUUGUAACCGGGUGCAAUAAGCCGAUUGUACAUUGUAACUAUCUGACUUUAUUUAUGCAUCACUGUCUAUGCAACAAUUGAAGUACUUGUUGCACUCUUAAAAAAAAAAAUUCAGUUGUACCAAAAAAAAUAAACCAAAAAAAGAAGGAAAAAAGACGAAUAUCAACGAACAUCAAUAAGGUGCUGCCAUGAUUGUAAAUAGGAAAGUGGCACAAUGAUUUGGACACAAAGUGUCUUGAUAAAAGCUCUUGGAUCUUUCUUGGAUAAAAAAAAAAAAUAGAAGGGACGGGAAGCUUUGUAAAAUUAAAGGAUAUAUUUUUAGAAAUGUUGAUUUUACUUUUUGAUUUUUGUUUUUAAUGUUAAACAAUCGUCGUAGCGUGCUUGUGCUGCCCGGCAGUGCUGUACUUGUUCGUAGGCCAAACUCUGCCGAUGAGGUACUUCUCGAAUUCUCUGGUGGUGAAUGGACGUUUCUACCCCUCCAUUCACUUUAAUUUGGAGAGAAACCGAUAGUGUCAUCAGUUUUGAGUAGCUUUUUUUUCCAAGGAAUUCCUUUUCCAGAAGGAGUUUGUAAAAUGUUUAUUUCAUCAUGUAUUAGGACAGGGUAAUUUUAAAAAAAAAAAGACAUCUGUUAAAAAAAAAUGACCGUAGAUAUUUUUUGUUUUUGAGUUAUUACUUUUUUUUUUAUUGAAUCUACAGGCAAAAAAAGAAAGCAUGUUUCCAAGGAAACUAGGCUAAGAUAACUGCAAAUUGAUGUCUUCUUUGAUGAAUACUAAAGCAUUUUGCAUAAACCAUAUAAGUAGUUCAAGCGUUGCAUUUUUUUUUACCUAUGCAUGUGAUUGAGUUUGAAAACAGUAAAUAUUUAGAAUUGAUCACACUUUACUGCACUGUAAAGUACUGCUGCAUAAAACUUGCGCCAAGCCAUGGACUGAAAUAGUCUGGAUUGAAUUGACUAAAGAUGAGAACAUGAGCUCUUUGGAGCGAAAAUUAUAGUAAGUUUGACAUCUGAUAUUUUUUUAUUAAACCUCGGGGCGGUCAAAGUCAGCUAGCUUUUGAUGUCAAUUUUAUCUUUCGCUUAGUUGGUCAACCUCGGUCAUAAUUAGCAUGUCGUCAAGCGCGUUUGCUGACAAUCUAAAUGAACUUUCUCGUAGAAUGGUUUGAGGUUGAUCGUGCAGUGGUAGGAAGAAGUAUUCAAGAAGGAAUUCCAGAGUUAUGUAGAGGGCAUUUGAACCCGUAACCUCUCGUUAUUGAAGCAGUAUGUUAGUGUAACAUGACCAACAAUCUACGGUUUCCCUCCGCACGUUGUGAUGAAGUUGAGACCACUAGAAAGGAAUUCCAGUGUUGAUAAGAGAGGGUUCGAACCCGUAACCUCUCAUUACUGGAGCAGUACAACAUGAUCAACAAAUCAACAAAUCAACAUGAUCAACAAAUCACGGUUGCCCUUCACUGAUGUCACAUGAUGUGAUGAAGUUGAGACCACUAGAAAGGAUUUCAGAUUUGAUAAGAGAGAGUUCGAACCCGUAACCACUCAUUAUUGGAGCAGUACGUUAGUUCAACAUUGCUAACAAAAUACAGUUUCCCUUAGCUUGAUGUGAUGAAGUUGCGACCACUAGAAAGGAUUUCAGAUUUGAUAAAGAGAGGGUUCGAACCCGUAACCUCUCGUUAUUGGAUCAGUACCUCAGCUCAACGUUAGGUUCCCUUAGCUUGAGGUACUGAAGUUGAGACCACUAGAAAGGCGUUGAUAAGGGAGGAUUCGAACACGUUACCCGUUAACAGUCGCGUUAGUUCCGUACUGCACAACUGGAAAUGAGCGUACACAUAUUUGUACUUAAAAUACUCAGGUAUGCAUUAAUUUAUUUCGUUAAUUAAAAAAAUGUCUUCUGCUGUUACUUAGGAAUAACAAUGAAUACACGUACAUGUAUGAGACAGAUCGCAUAUCUUUAAACACUAAAACUCUAUUCCUAAAAACGGAUACAGAUUUUAGAUUUGCAUCCAAUUUCAAUCACCAAUGUUAUCUUUUCUGAUUAGGAUAUUGGCACUCAUAGUUUCUACCAACAAAAUUUGAUGCACAGUCAUGCUGUUAAAAUACAUAUUAAAGAAAUGUACUCUUGUGACCCAUAAAAAAAAAAAAUUAAAAUUAAAUUAAAGACAUUAAACAAGGCAGCGUUAAGAAUAUUUUUUCUUUCAGAUUGGUUAAGUCUUGUAGUUUUCAGUUGAAAAUUGAUCGGCAGCAGUAGAUUAAUUUUGUCAAUAAAAUUCAGCAAUAGCGAUAAAUUAACCUUGUGACCAAUCGAGCUAAUGCUUCCACUAAAUAUACAGAUUUUUUUCAGAUCAGUUCGCAAAAAAAAAAAGUCUCUGCAUUUUUUGUGCUGAAACUAGUUUUAGUGUACAAAAACUGUAUUUAAACAAAUAUGCUCGUAAUUGAAAAUUACUGUAACAUGUUAAUUAAUGUACCGAUAUCUGACUUUUUGUGUGUGUGGUUUUUUUUUUAAUUCCUAUAAAUUCACAUGAAAAAAAAAGGGAAAAAAAGAAAAUGUGUAAAGUUAGGGUGACGUUUUUUCCUUGCUUAAGGCAAUGUCUGUUUGAAAAGCUACUUAUCUUUGGGAACAUAAGUCGGACAUUUAUGGAAUGACAUGCCUUCGUCUAAUUCCAGGGCUAAAACUUGAUAAAGAGUCUUGGUCUGUUGGUACAGUGUUUAGAACUACAUAAAACUUUCAUGUAUUUGUUUUCACCAUGCACGUUUCUCCCCCCCCCCCCCUCCCCAAUUGUGGUUUGGUUCAAGUCACGUGUUCAGUAUUUUUCCACAUCGAUUAACAACAUUCAACAAAAUCUCAUGUGCCUUCUUUUGUAUAUGUGAAAGCGUGAUGAUCAAAAUUUGAUUAUGAUGGGAGAUUUUCGCUGUUACAUUGUUGGACUUUUACUGUUUGUGUUGCUGUGAAUAUGAAAUAGAAUGAAAAGAAAACAGUUUUGAUCAAUUUUUAAAGGAAGGCAAAUGCUCAAUAGGCCUGUUUGAAAAAAAAAGUUAAAAUGAAUGCUAAAAUGUUGGGGAAAAAAUCACUAAAUACUCAAUGGAAUACUAGUAUACAAUAAUCAAUGGUAUGUUUCAAUUGUGCAUUCAGGACAAUUGUUCUUGCAUUAAAAUUGCAAUGAUCCUGACAUUUACUAUGGGAAAUUGUUCAAGAUCACUCGUCUGUUGGUCAAAUGUGACGCAUGUACCUUGUAGUACAAAAAUUGAUCUGUCAUUACUUUUAGCUUUCGAAAAUUUUGUGAACUUGCUUCAGAAUUUUUGUGCGGCAAAAAGGAGCCUUUUGUAACAUACUUGUACGUCUGACUUUUUUUUUUCCCAAUCGUGCUUUUUGAAUGUUUUGACCACAUUGCAUGAUGUAAAAUCAAACUUAUUUGAGGAAAUGUGUGUGAUUUUAAACUUAUCUGUAAAAAAAAAACACCACCACAACAUAACAGCUGUUAUUGUGUUUUCCACGGCUUAAAAUUAUUCAUCAUUUGCAGGAAUGGAACUGAAUUCAGGUUUCCCGGAUAGUUUAUUCCACAUCUUGUCCAACUUGAGCAGUGAAUUUUGCAAAAAGAUGUUAGAUUUUGCCAGUGGGUACAUGCAUGUCAUUUUUGUUGUCGUUACGAAAAUGUUUGCAUUAUGUAAUAUUUCUUUCACAUUUUCCCCCCACAAUUUUAUUCUAAUUUUUUUAAUUGUGUAAGUUGCUUAAAAAACAACAACAAAAAGUAGUCAUUCUUCAUAUACUGUUAUACACUGAAUUGAGAGGAACGAAAAAACACAUACAUGUACAUGCACAUGUAAAAAACUGAUUCUGUCUGAAUUAGUUGUACAUUUGUAUAUGAAUAUCUGUACAGUUCUAUAACUCUCUAUGGCAGGUUUUGCCUGUUUAUUUAGGGUUACAAAUAUGUUUCAGUUUUGAGCUGUAUUCUGUUGAUUCUCGAUUCUGUAUCGAGAGGGGAAGGAUUUAUCUUUUGAGUGUAACCAUACACAUUCAAUGAACGAUACAUUGCUGAAAAGUGGCAAUUUCACAGUAGACCCAAAAUAAUUUGACAGAAAUUAUGUAUGGGAAAUACAUGUAGCUUCAUUGACACAAUCCCAGUAUUUGGUCAAGUACAGAUUUUAACAUUUUUAAAAAGUAUGAUGUAAAUUUUCUUUGUUUGUUAACUGCUGUAUAUUUCUCUUGACGUGUUCACGCUGAAAAAAAAAACCACAAAAUUUA
This is a messenger RNA of Patiria miniata (bat star), 7224 nucleotides long. Its product is annotated as terminal nucleotidyltransferase 4A-like. Gene Ontology annotation, cellular component: nucleolus; TRAMP complex. Gene Ontology annotation, molecular function: mRNA binding; poly(A) RNA polymerase activity. NCBI's taxonomy places the organism in Eukaryota, Metazoa, Echinodermata, Asteroidea, Valvatida, Asterinidae. The transcript has 9 exons. Bases 161 to 2509 code for a protein of 782 amino acids. The record is from RefSeq and is a predicted model, not a curated record. Gene Ontology annotation, biological process: RNA 3'-end processing.